AUGAUAUUGAUCUUAAUCAUGUUAGCAACAGGCUUCUGUAAUUUUUUAGGGAAAGUCAAUAAAGUAGAUUCAGAUAAUUUAAGAGUAUUUUUAUUUCCUCAUUCACAUGAUGAUGUAGGAUGGGUAAAAACAAUGAUGGAAUACUAUAAUGAUAAACAUGGAGUUAAAUAAAUUAUUUCAUCUUAUAUGGAAUAAUUAAUAAAAGAUAAGAAUAAGCAUUUUUCAUAAGUAGAAAUAGCGUUCUUUUCAAUGUAAAUAUUAUAAAUUGAUACAAAAUAGAUGGUGGAAUGAAUAAAAUGAUGUAAUGAAAGAAAAAGUAAAAGAAUUAGUAAAGAAUGAAUAAUUAGAAUUUUUAAGUGGAGGAUGGUGUAUGAAUGAUGAAGCAACAGCAUAUUAUGAAGAUAUAAUAGAUUAGAUGACACUUGGACAUAAAUUCUUACUUAAACAUUUUAAUUACAUUCCAUCAAUAGGUUGGUAGGUAGAUCCAUUUGGACAUUCUAAUACAUAAGCUUUAUUUUCCAAUAUGAUGGGUUUUAAUGCAUGGUUUUUUGGGCGUAUAGAUUAAGAGGAUCGUUCAAUUAGAGAAAAUAAAAAAGAAUUAGAAUUUGUAAUUCAUUCUGAUUCUGAUCAUUCUAUAUUGACACAUGUUAAUUAUUAUGGUUAUUAUUCAUCGCCUAGAGGAUUUGAUUUUGAUGUUACUAAUCCAAACAGAUAAUAAGUUACAGAUUCUAAUUUAUAAUCUAAAACUGAAGAAUUAGCUUCUUAUUUCAAUAAAUAAAAAAAUGCAUAUAAAGGAAAAAUAUUAGCACAUACUCUUGGAAUGGAUUUCUAAUGGUCAGAUGCUGCAUCAUAUUUUAAUUAAAUGGAUAGAGUCAUGAAUAGAGUUAAUAAUAAUACAGAAAAAUAUAAGAUGAUUAUUUAAUAUGGUACUCCAAAAUAAUACAUAUAAGCAUUAUAUGAAUAAAAUAUUACAUAUCCUUCAUAAAAAGAAGAUUUCUUUCCAUAUGCUGAUUAUCCUAAUUAAUAUUGGUCAGGUUAUUUUACAAGUAGAUCAGCAUUCAAAGGUUAUGUAAGAAGAAUUGGAAGAUACUUUUAAUAACUUAAAGUAUUUUAUUCCUUUAUCAAAAUAAAUAAUUUGUGUAAAUCUAUUUGUGAUGAUAAAAAUAUUAAUGAUUUAGCUGAAGCAUUAGCUACAGCUUAACAUCAUGAUGCUGUCACUGGAACUGCUAGACAAUAUGUUAAUAAUGAUUAUAUUAAAAUGAUUAAAAAAGCAAGAUAAAAUAUGGAUAAAUAAAUAAGUGAAUUACUUAAUCAUUUAUCAAACACACAAUCUAUUACACAUACUACAUGCAAUUUUAAUGGAACUAAUGUUUGUCAUUCUUUAUAUGAUUCAUUAAUCAAAAAUUAAACUGUUAUCCUAACUAUUAUUGAUACUAAAAUUAAUAAUGAUGGAAUCACAGAAUAUCUUAAAUUAUACGUACCUGAUAAUUUAUAUAUCAGUGCAACUGAUCCAUAAGAUAAUCUUAUUUCAGGAGAAAUUUUAUGUUCUGGUGGAUAAUGUAUUCUAUACUUAUCUAGAACUAUUGAUAAUUCCAAAAUUAUUCACUCUUAUAAAUUAAAAACUGUCUCAUCAUAAGAUGAGACAAAUAUUCAUACAAUUCAACCUGAAUAAUUUAAUGUUGAUCAAGAUACUAAACUUUUUAACAAAUUUAAACUUAAUUAUAAUUUCUAUUUUUCUUAUUCUGGUGCUUAUGUAUUUAGACCAGAUGGAAAUUCUAGACCAUAUGGUAAUUAUGUUAAAGCUUAAAAAUUUAAUGGUAAGCUUGUUAAAUAAAUUUAUAUUGAAAAAACUGCAAUUAAAGCAUGGAUUACUAAUUUUGAUAAGAAUGAAAAAAUAUUUUAUAUUGAUACUUUUGUUGAUUCAAUUGAUAUUUCAGAUUAUAAAGGAAAAGAAAUUAUUCUUAUAAUUCUCACUGAUAUCAAUAAUCAAAAAGUAUUUUACACAGAUAGUAAUGGUUUAUCAUUAUAAAAACGAUAAAUUAAUCAUAGAGAUUCUUGGAAAAUGACAGUCUUAGAACCAGUCUCAGGCAAUUAUUUCCCUGUUAAUGGAGCUAUUAUGAUUCAAGAUGAAUAAUAAGCAUGUGCAUUGCUUAAUGAUAGAGCAUAAGGAGGUAGUAGUCUAACUAAUGGAGCUAUUGAAUUAAUGUUAUAAAGAAGAUUGAAUAAUGAUGAUAAUAAAGGAGUCUUUGAAAGACUUGAUGAAUAAGAAGAAGUUGAUAAAAAAAGAGUUGGAAUGAGAUAAAUGAUGUCACAUACACUUGUUUUCUAUGAUCAUUCAUCAAAUUCUAAUCUAUUAAGACAAUUAUAAUAUCAAUUAGAUCUAAAACCAUUAAUUUAUUUCUCAACCUAAAAUUCAAUUAAAUAUUAAUCAUUAGAAAAUAAAUUUGCUGAUUUCAUACCAAAACUAUCUGACUAUAAUCUAUGUAAAUUCUACAUCGAACCUUGGUUAGCUGAAAAUUAAUAUUUAAUAAGAGUUCAUAAUUUUAGGGAAUAAGGAAUCUAAAAACUUAAUUUCCCUCCCAGUUUAAGAUUCGUCGAAACUACUCUUACUGGUAAUUAAGAACUUAAAAAUUGGGAAUUAAAUAAAUUUAGUAACUAUAUUAUAUAUAUAAUUAGGAUGGUCUGACACAUAUACUAAGGAAUCCCAAGAACAGAGUUAUGGUGAUGAUGAAGUAGGACCGAUGAAAAUUAGAACAUGGAUUGUUACCGUAUGA
Molecule: messenger RNA, 2774 nt
Organism: Paramecium sonneborni
Lineage: Eukaryota; Ciliophora; Oligohymenophorea; Peniculida; Parameciidae
Source: the annotation of a GenBank genome assembly